AUUUCUCAAAGAUUGUUUUGUGUUGUGUUGGCUGCUGUGUAGUAACCAAUGUAUAUCAACAAAAUUUAACUGUCUUAUUGUUUAUUAAAUAUUAAAAAAUGGCAGAGAAGAAUAAAGCAUUGAAUCAUGUGAAACAUAUUCCUAAAGAUGCUCAAGUUAUUAUGUCCAUUAUGAAAGACAUGGGUAUAGUGGAGUACGAGCCAAGAGUUAUAAACCAACUUCUUGAAUUCACGUAUCGCUACGUUACUUGCAUACUGGACGACAGUAGAAUUUAUGCCAAUCAUGCAAAGAAAAAGUUUAUAGAUUUAGAUGAUGUUAGGUUAGCAGUAAAAAUGCAAUUAGAGCGGAGUUUCACUAAUCCACCACCUCGAGAUGUUUUGUUGGAUGUGGCACGCUUAAAGAAUAAUGUUCCUUUACCAUUCGUAAAGCCAAAUAAUGGCUUAAGAUUACCACCUGAUAGAUAUUGCUUGAAUGUGACCAAUUACAAAUUGAAAAAUACUUUUAAGAAAACAAUGAAAUCUUCAAGUGCCAUGAUUGGAAAUAAUAAUUCUAGUGGACAAGCAAGAAUGAAAUUAGAUAAUAAUAAAGCCAGUCUCUCAGUGGUGAAGAGACCAGGAACUCUUACUACUGUUGCAAGAACGCAGACUAUUUCAAUACCUAAACCGGUUUUUAAAUUUUCAGCAGGAACUUCAGCACCGACGAUGAAAACGCCAAUUAUUAAGUCUCAAAUGCAACAAACGUCUGGACAAACGUUAUCUGUGGUAAAAUUAAAAAGUGAUUCAGAUUCAGUUAAAAGAAAGAGGGAGGAAGAUGAUUAUGAUGUAACUUAAAAGUGAGUGUUACGAGUUCUUACUAGGUGUGGGAAACUAAAGGCAAAGUGAUUUUCUUUCUUUUCCAAAAAAUAUUCGAAAGAAUUAUUGCACGAGUUUGUAACUUUGUUCAUUUGAGUAGAGAUUUUUGAAGAAAGUUUACUUUUAAUAGCAGUGUUGUGGAAUUUGUUUGCAAACAUAAAAAUUACAGAUUUCUUGUUACUUACUUUGCCUCUAGUUUUCCUAAUUCUAAUAGAAAAAUGAUAAUUUUCCAACAACUAUUCAAGAAUCAACUAUUUAAAAAUUUAAUUUUAGUUGUAACUUUAAUUGAGAAUUUCACGUUAAAUAUUGUCAACAACAGUUAAUAGGACAUUGUAUCGUUAUUCAAGUUAUUUUUUUCUUGUUUCCCCCCAUUACUUGAUUGCAAAUCAAUUUCAUUUGUUCAAAAAUUCAAUGAAUUGAGUUUGGUAUAUUUUGUAUUUACAGUUAUAGACACACCAAUUGAAUAAUUUACGAUAAAAAUAAAAAAAACAUGCGAUUCGCUGCGAAAUUUAUUCAUUGAUUUAAAGUACAACAAUAAGUUUGCUUUUAUCAAUUAUUUGCUCAAAAUUGAUUAAAUUAACAUACCUAUAAUGUGUUUUUCUACCAAGAUUAUUAGGAACCCUCACACACGCAAAUGGAGAAAGUUUAAAUGCGGAUUAAUAAUAUGUAAAGAAAGGAAUGUGAUGCAAAUAACUGGAGAAUUAAAAUUGAUGUAGAUUUAUCUUCAAUAGGAUACGAAAUGUACACACUAAUUUACAUA
Molecule: messenger RNA, 1611 nt
Organism: Leptopilina heterotoma
Lineage: Eukaryota; Metazoa; Arthropoda; Insecta; Hymenoptera; Figitidae
Gene: Taf9
Product: transcription initiation factor TFIID subunit 9
Exons: 3
Coding region: 99-830 (243 amino acids)
Biological process (GO): RNA polymerase II preinitiation complex assembly; DNA-templated transcription initiation
Cellular component (GO): SAGA complex; transcription factor TFIID complex
Molecular function (GO): protein heterodimerization activity; RNA polymerase II general transcription initiation factor activity; transcription coactivator activity
Source: RefSeq, a predicted model, not a curated record